CCGUCGACGCAAUUCAGUCGUUCUAGUACAUUUAGAAACGACUGUUUGGUGUCGCUACUGUAAUUCGGCGAUUAUCAGGUGGCUUGAAAAAUAGUACCCGUCGAUUGUAUUAUUUGAAUAGGUUAUGAUAUAAUGGGUUCCGAUCACACUCACAGACGAUGGAGCAAUUUGCGAAAAGUAUUGGAGAGAUCAGGUCCUUUUUGCAGACCCGAUUUCGAACCAUCGUCAGACACCUUACAAUUUAUGCUGGACAAUUGUAAGAUUCUAGUUAUAGGUGCCGGUGGUUUAGGAUGCGAAUUACUUAAAAAUUUAGCGUUAAUGGGAUUUAGACAAAUUCAUGUGAUCGAUAUGGACACAAUUGAAUUGUCUAACCUUAAUCGGCAGUUUUUAUUCCGUCACAAUGAUAUUGGUUCAUCAAAAGCAGAGGUAGCUUCAAAAUUUAUUAAUGCUAGAAUCCCAGGCUGUAAUGUUGUAUCGCAUUGUUGUAAAAUACAAGACAAAGAUGAAGAAUUUUAUAGACAAUUCCAUAUAGUAAUUUGUGGCCUGGAUUCAGUAGUUGCAAGAAGGUGGAUCAAUGGUAUGCUACUGUCCCUUUUAGUUUACAAAGAUGGAGAAUUAGAUCGUUCUAGCAUAAUACCAAUGAUUGAUGGAGGAACAGAAGGUUUUAAAGGAAAUGCAAGAGUAAUACUUCCUGGUCUGACUGCUUGCAUUGAAUGCACGUUAGAUUUAUACCCUCCUCAGGUUACAUAUCCAUUGUGUACAAUAGCUAAUACUCCACGUCUGCCAGAGCAUUGUAUAGAAUACGUAAAAGUAAUCCAAUGGCCGAAAGAAAAUCCAUUUGACUGUCCAAUCGAUGGUGAUGAUCCCCAUCAUAUAAAUUGGAUUUAUGAGAAGUCUAAUGAAAGAGCAACACAAUUUGGUAUACAGGGUUUAACAUACAGACUAGUACAAGGAGUAGUAAAAAACAUUAUACCAGCAGUAGCAUCUACAAAUGCUGUUAUUGCUGCAACAUGUGCUACAGAAGCAUUUAAACUUGCUAGCAGUUGCAGUGCAUCAUUGAAUAAUUACAUGGUACUCAACAAUGUAGAUGGAAUCUAUACUUACACUUAUGAAGCAGAAAGGAAAGAAGACUGUGUAGCUUGUAGUCAAAUUCCAAAAGAAAUUGAAAUUGAUAAUCCCAAAUCUAAGUUGAAGGAUUUGAUAGAGCUUCUGUGUGAAAGAUCUGAUUUGCAAAUGAAAAAUCCAGGUCUCACGGCAUGUAUUAACGGCAAAAACAGAACUCUGUACAUGCAAACUGUACCAAGUAUAGAAGAAAAAACCCGCGAGAACUUGACGAAAUCAUUAGCUGAACUUGGUUUGAGAAACGGCAGUGAGAUCAAUGUCGCUGAUAUUACUACUCCUAAUGCGAUUGUAUUAAAAUUAAAAUUUGUAUAUUCUGAUUCAGAAAUGUGCUAAUCAAAAAGCAUCCUUCAUUUUGAUCAUGAAUUUAUCACUAUACGUCAUCAUAUAUUUACAGUACUUAUAUUGCUUUUUUGUUACUUUAAAAAGUGGCAUUGAGCCAAAAAUUGAUCAACAUUAUCCUUAUCGAAAUAAUAAAAAUAAAAACACUUUAAUUUAAUACUAUUUUUUUUAACGAGCCUAGAAGUAGAUAUCACACGAUGAAAUUAUUUUGAACAUUGUUUUAAUAUCAAUUCAUUCGAAUUUUAUGUAAUAAAUUGGCAUUGCUUAAUAUUUUUAAUUUUUUUUUUGUUUUCUUUUCUUUUGUAGCGCUAAUUUUUUUCUUGGACUAAUCUUAAGUAUAACAGAAGCAAGUAUUAAAACUAUAUUAGUUUAUAUGACAUACCUGUUACAUUAACAAUAAAGACACGGCAGCAAAUAUGUUUCUAUA
This is a messenger RNA of Megachile rotundata (alfalfa leafcutting bee), 1888 nucleotides long. It is a transcript of the gene Uba3, whose product is annotated as Ubiquitin-like activating enzyme 3. Gene Ontology annotation, molecular function: NEDD8 activating enzyme activity. Gene Ontology annotation, biological process: protein neddylation. Gene Ontology annotation, cellular component: cytoplasm; nucleus. NCBI's taxonomy places the organism in Eukaryota, Metazoa, Arthropoda, Insecta, Hymenoptera, Megachilidae. The record is from RefSeq and is a predicted model, not a curated record.